Clonostachys solani is the source of this 1026-nucleotide messenger RNA. The record is from the annotation of a GenBank genome assembly. NCBI's taxonomy places the organism in Eukaryota, Fungi, Ascomycota, Sordariomycetes, Hypocreales, Bionectriaceae.
AUGUCCACCCUCGGGCUCGCAGCUAGUCUCGGUUUUGACUACACUGACGAGUAUGCCCAUAUCGGUAACAAUACCUAUCAUUACCUCAGAGCGGAACCAGACAAUGACAAGAAAUAUGCCGGGACUGCCUUAUUCGUCCAUGGCUGGCCUGACAUGGCCUACGGCUGGCAUAACCAGAUCUCCCUCCUCACGUCCUUGGGAUACCGUGUCAUUGCCCCCAAUAUGCUUGGGUACGGGCAGUCAUCCCGCCACGCUUCUCUUAAGCCAUACACUCAUAAAAAUCUUGCCAACGAUCUCUCCCAGCUUCUCCAGGCUGUUCUGAAGGAUGGAGAAAAGGGGAUUAUCGUCGGUCAUGACUGGGGUGCUCCGGUAGUCUGGAGUCUUGUUGUGCGCUAUCCUAAACUCUUCAAAGCUGUCAUCAAUCUGUCGGUUCCGCACUUCACUCCUGCGGCUGAGUACGUGGAUCUUGCCGACGCAAUCGAGGCUGGACAGAGAACAUUCCAGCGCUAUAUGCUCCAGUUCCGCCAGCCAGGAAUGGAGGAACGAUUUCGGGGGGCCGACAAGUUUAGGCAUAUGCUCCGAGCUAUUUAUGAAGGAACGACCGCCGAUGGCCAGUUUGGUAUCAACAACACGAACGGUUUCAACUUCGAUCUCCUCGACCAGAUGCAGGUGGCUCCUUUCCUGCCUCAGGACCUGGAAGACAUUUACGUCCGUGAGAUGACCAGCCAUUCCGACCUACCCGUCGGUCUCUUCAACUACUACCGUACUGCAAGACUCGAUUGGGAGGACGAAAUAGCCUGGCAGAACAACGGGGGCUCGUGGCAGAUUGAUAUUCCGAGUCUGUUCAUCUGUGGCCAGAGGGACCAAUUUGUUCCGUGCCAAACUGCCCAGGGCAUGGAAAGGAACUUUAAGGAUCUUCAAAAGUUUGAAGUUGACAGUGGCCAUUGGAUUCAGAUCGAGGCCCAUGAUAAAGUCAACGAGAUUAUACAGCACUGGAUCGGCUCUCUCAAAUGUCAUAAACAGUAA